Molecule: messenger RNA, 4992 nt
Organism: Erinaceus europaeus (western European hedgehog)
Lineage: Eukaryota; Metazoa; Chordata; Mammalia; Eulipotyphla; Erinaceidae
Gene: STAM2
Product: signal transducing adaptor molecule 2
Exons: 14
Coding region: 104-1717 (537 amino acids)
Biological process (GO): signal transduction
Cellular component (GO): endocytic vesicle
Molecular function (GO): phosphatidylinositol binding; ubiquitin binding
Source: RefSeq, a predicted model, not a curated record
GGCGGGCAGGCGCGGGGCCGGAAGUGCGAGGCCCCGGGGGAGCGCCGCCGUCCGGAGGGAGCCGCCGGGCCGAGCGAGCCAGCAGCGGCCGGGCGCCGGCGACAUGCCUCUGUUCACCGCCAACCCCUUCGAGCAAGACGUGGAGAAAGCCACAAAUGAAUACAACACGACAGAAGAUUGGAGUCUUAUUAUGGACAUAUGUGACAAAGUUGGGAGCACCCCGAAUGGAGCUAAAGAUUGCCUCAAAGCCAUAAUGAAAAGGGUUAAUCAUAAGGUUCCUCAUGUUGCUCUGCAGGCAUUGACUCUUCUUGGGGCUUGUGUGGCAAACUGUGGAAAGAUAUUUCAUUUGGAAGUAUGCUCCCGUGAUUUUGCAACAGAAGUGCGUGCUGUGAUAAAAAAUAAGGCUCAUCCUAAAGUAUGUGACAAAAUAAAAUCUUUAAUGGUGGAGUGGUCUGAGGAAUUUCAGAAGGACCCACAGUUUAGUCUCAUAUCUGCAACUAUUAAAUCAAUGAAAGAAGAAGGAAUUACUUUUCCUCCAGUAGCUUCUCAGACUGCUUCAGCUGCUGCCAAGAACGGUACAUCAUCGAGCAAAAACAAAGAAGAUGAAGACAUAGCUAAAGCUAUUGAAUUAUCAUUGCAAGAGCAGAAGCAGCAGCACACAGAAACAAAACCAUUAUAUCCAUCUGCAGAAAUUCAGUUAAAUAAUAAGGUUGCGAGGAAAGUCAGAGCUUUAUAUGAUUUUGAAGCCGUUGAGGACAAUGAACUCACCUUUAAACAUGGUGAAAUCAUUAUUGUUUUGGAUGACAGUGAUGCCAAUUGGUGGAAAGGAGAAAAUCAUAGAGGAAUAGGACUCUUCCCAUCUAAUUUUGUAACAGCUAAUUUAAACAUGGAGUCUGAGGCAGCAGCUAUGGACAAAUUGAGUGAAACUGAUGAUGAGGAGGAGGAGGAAGAGGAUGAAGAGGAGGAGGAGGAAGAGGAGGAAACUAAGAACUUGGAGUCUGUGCCUGUUUAUAUAGAUGAGGGUAAAAUGGACAGAACCUUGCAGGAACUCCAGAGCAUAGACCCGACAGAUGCGACGCCUGACUCCCAAGACCUCUUGGACCUAGAAGCUCUCUGCCAGCAGAUGGGUCCAAUGAUAGAUGAAAAACUUGAAGAGAUUGAUAGGAAGCAUUCUGAACUGUCUGAAUUGAAUGUAAAAGUCAUGGAAGCUCUGGAACUAUACAACAAAUUGAUGAAUGAGGCGCCAGUCUAUUCAGUCUAUUCAAAGCUUCACCCCGCAGCGCACUACCCACCUUCCUCAGCUGGAGUUCCAAUGCAGACAUACCAAGUUCAACCACCUGGUGGGAAUUACUUGGGCCAGAACAUCCACCAAGUCGCGGUUGCCCAGGGCUACAGCCUCGUACCAGAUCAGAUCGGCCCGCUGAGAUCCUUGCCUCCCAAUGUGAGUUCCUCAGUGACCGCACAGCCUGUCCAAAGUCCAUAUUUAAGCACUGGACAAGAUACUGUUUCCAAUCCCGCUUACAUGAACCAGAACUCUAACCUGCAGGCAGCCACUGGGACAGCUGCCUACGUACAGCAGAUGGGGGUGUCUGUGGAUCUGUCCUCUUACCAGAACACUGCUUCUGCCCUGCCGCAGCUGGCCAGCUUCCCUGUGGCAGUCCCAACCCCUUCCGCUGCACAGCCGCCGACAAGCUACCAUCAGCAGCCUCUCCUCUAGAAGCAGACCAAGUCGUCAGCAGCCUCUCCUCUAGAAGCAGACCGAGUAAUUCCUUGAAAGCCUUCAUAAGUGUAUUAUUCAAAUCUUGUGAUUCUAAUCUGAACAUAAUAAAAGGACCAAAAAAAAAAAAACUUUUUCUCAAUUCAAAAGGAACACGAAUAAAGCACAAAGGCUUAUCUUAUUCCCCUAGACCAUCAAAGUUUUGUUUUCGGUCCAAUUUGUUUGAAGUCACACUUUUGAUCGGAGGCUACUUCAAGUCAUUGGCAUUUAGCUUUGUCUUUAAAAAUCUGUCUACACAGAUACGGACACCUAGUAAGUAGCCUUAUGACACUAAGUAACCGUGGAACAACAGUGCUAGAGUUUUACUUUGAAGAAACUGCCAUCUCCCCUAAAACAUUGUGAUAAUUGGGAGAGCAGUGGGACCUUUACCAAAAGAAUAAUUUUUUUUUUUGCCUGCAUUCUUUUCUCCAGCGUUUUCCACACACUAUUAUUUUAAGCAGCCUAAAUCUUUUUUGUGUUAGCAUUUAGCUUGUCAACACAUUUCCUUUUGGCUCCUUCAAUUACAGUCGUGUUCGCAGUACCAUCAGUUUUGCUCUCGGUGUUAUGUUGAGUAAUAAUUAGCAUAUAAUUGUCUACAAGAGCAAGAACAAUUUGGAAAGAACAAAACUGUUUUGAGUUGUUAACCUCAACCAUGUAAGUGCAGAUGUUACCAAAAAAAAAAAUAAUAAAGCACUUAGCUAAUCCCCCACUCUAGCCAACUGCGGGCCAAGGAUUGCUCCACAAAACAGCUUCCUUUCCUAGAGGAAAGUCUUUCUGCUCCUUCAAGGGUCCCUGGCAUUUAGAACUAACCACUAGUGACUUUUCCCAGUAGCACUGCUCACUCGUUAUCUAGUGAAUACAGGGCCCGUCUGCUCUCUGUGGUGCGGUGUGCAGAGGCACCACCUGCCUCCUUACAGUAGGUUAUAUGUAAACUGGAGCCAUGUGAUACUCCAGGUACUUCAAUGUGAUAUGUACCAGGCAGCGCUGGUCGGUGAUCAGGUGCCCUUGGCACACUUGGCUGUUCCUUUCCCGGACAGUCCUGAGGCUGUGGAAUAAUAAAUGGCAGGCAGUGGGUCAGUGGAAGGCACUGCAUUGAUAGCAGGCUAAUCAAGACAGGUUUUCUGAAGCAAGCCUGUGGAAGUUAGUAUGCAGUGCUAAUGAUUCCCACAGAAAAUGUAGGGAGCUCGGGAGAACACCAGUGGGGUUGCAGACUUUUAUCAACCUACCAGCUUUUUAGGUGAAACAAAAUCGAAAACGGGGGCCCUUUGGGGGCAGGCAGUGGCACGCCUGGUUGAGCACACGCAUUAGAAAAUGCAGACGCUUACGCAUAACAUAGAUACCUAGACCGGAAAAGCAAUGGCCAUGGGUUUAGUUUUCCCAGAGUUACUUGCACAAAAAUUUCUAUUAUUGUUUUUUAAAAGAAAGCCCUUAAUCUUUCUACUCAGAAUCACCUGAAGACAGUGCUCUGGAAUUUUUUUGUCAUUUAUCUGUUUACAGAAAUUUGAUAACAGUCCUGUUCCAAAGAGUUUGUAUGCUAGAACAAAAAUAGUCUAUCAACAUACAAUUUGGUAUAUACUUAAAUGGAAGAAUAAGCAGUAUUUGAAAAUCGUUCAGGUCAUUGUCUUAUUUCAGAAACAAGUAACUGGAAAGUCUUUUAACCAUUGAAGUCUCAUAUUCUGUUUUUCAUUUGUUACUUUCAGGUGACUCAGUUACAUACUUAGAAGAAAAAAUUAAAUGGCACCUUUUUUGAAAACACAAGAUUCUUUAAGAAAACAAUACAGGGGAAUAGUGCAGCGGGUUAAGCGCACAUUGCGCAAAGCGCAAGGACUGGUCUAAGGAUGCCGGUUCGAGCCCCCGGCUCCCCCACCUGCAGGGGAGUCGCUUCACAGGUGGUGAAGCAGGUCUGCGGGUGUCUGUCUUUCUCUCCCCCUCUCUGUCUUCCCCUCCUCUCUCCAUUUCUCUCUGUCCUAGCCAACAACGACAUCAAUAACAAUAACUACAACAAUUAAAAAAACAAUACAAAUGCGUUUACAGUGCUGCUCUUGAUAACAGUUAAUGUCUGCAUAUACAUGGAAACUCAUAUUUUUUUCCUCCUAAACAAUAUUUAAUAGUUAUUUUAAGUUUGUGUAAAUAUGUAUGUAUGAUUAUGAUGUGAAUUGUAAACUCUUAUUCUGCCUAAGCCUUUGGACCAAUAUGAUUAUGCACACCCACUAAAUUAGGAUCAGUCAAUUAAGUUCACUAAUGUAGUUUUGUAAUAAUAUUACAUCCAGUAUGUGUAAAAUAUGUGUAAAAUUUUGUCAUUUAUGUGUGAAAUUUUAUAUGUCCAGAAGUUUCUUCCCCCUCUUAAAUUAAAAACAAGUUUAUUUUUGUCAUGUUGUAAUUUUGUGUUGUAGGUUGUUGACAGUAUGCAAAUGUUAUUAAAUCUUGUGUACUCAGAUAUUGUCGGUAUUGAUAAGAAAUACAGGAUUGUCAUUUUUCUUUCUUUUCCAUGAUCUUAUGGAUUGUAUUUAUUUUAAGACCUGUUUAUAAUUAAAUGUUUUCUGCCAAAGGAGUUGUCUAACCAGAUUUCUACACUGGAUUUAUACUUAUUGCUCUAUAUAGAAAAUAAAAAUAACUUCCUGCUUUUUUACAUGAAAUUUUGGUACACUAGAAAAGAAUUCCUGAAAUUUUAUAGCAAAAUUAAUUUUCAUUCAUGUAUAAAAAUUUCCCCUGGUUAUUAAAAUAAAGUGGGACAUAAUCUUAUAAUUCAGAAAAUGUAUAGUCUGACAGUAUUGUGUUUAAUUUGGUACUAUUUAUAAAAUUACAUGAGCAUUAGAUAAGUGUGAUCAUCAGUUAGGAUUUGAAGUUGCUUUACAAAUCCAUUGUCAUCAUAUAAUUGACCACAGGACAAAUUUCACUAUAAAUUUUUGAAGAAGGUUAUAAAGUUUAUCUUCUAAAUUAAAGCAAGAUAAAUAUAUUUUUUAAUUAUGGCUUAAGGAUUUUUUAAAAGUCUAGGACUCCAAGACCCUGACUUCAUGGAGAGGAUUCAUUGAAUUGUCAUCAUAAGAAAGCUGAAGUUAUUUCUAUUUAUAAAGAAUAUAGCAUCAACCUAUCACUGCUUUAUGUCAGAAGACAUUUUUUUUCUUACAUCAGUUUUAGUUGACAAAUAAAAGGAGGCCUAACUCUAGGGAAUCUUCGUUGUUGUUGUUGUUAGUUGAAUCUGCUUUUGAAGAUUAACCAUUUCUUUAAAAGUCUCA